Magnolia sinica is the source of this 1757-nucleotide messenger RNA. Its product is annotated as amino acid permease 4-like. NCBI's taxonomy places the organism in Eukaryota, Viridiplantae, Streptophyta, Magnoliopsida, Magnoliales, Magnoliaceae. The transcript is spliced from 6 exons. The record is from RefSeq and is a predicted model, not a curated record. Gene Ontology annotation, cellular component: plasma membrane. Bases 273 to 1700 code for a protein of 475 amino acids.
UCAGAGAGCUAUAAUUGGACGGCUGACACAAAGCUGGGCAGAAAUAAGUACCGGACCGAACUCAACAGGCAAAAAAUCACAAUUAUCUGAUGUUCAAAAUGGCACAGUCAUUGGGUUUCUGCACUAAUAGCCCAUCCAAGCUGGCCCAGCAGAUUAGCAUCACAAACAGUUGCCACGUGCAUGGUGGGCCCCUUCCCUAGACUCCAGACCUCCUAUAAGGUACCUGUGUUAUAUGAGAGAGAGAGAGAGAGAGAGAGAGAGAGAGAGAGAGAAUGGAAGAGAAGGAAGCAGAUGAUCAUGAAAGAGGAGACAGAAUGCAAGAGAAGGAAGAAGAAAGCCAUGAAAGAGAAGGAAAUGUGUGGUCGGCAACAGCCCACGUCGUCACUGCAGUAAUCGGGUCAGGGGUGCUGGCACUGGCAUGGAGCGUUGCUCAGUUGGGUUGGGUGGUGGGGCCCACUGUUCUGAUGGGCUUUGCAUGGGUCACCUAUUACACUUCUACUCUCUUGGCUGAUUGCUACAGGUGCCCUCAUCCAAUCACGGGCACAAGAAAUCGCACCUACAUGGAUGCCGUUAGAUCAUACCUAGGGCCCACAGAAGUCCUCAUGUGUGGGAUCGCACAGUAUGCAAAUCUUUGGGGAGCGAUGCUGGGCUACACCAUAACUGCUGCCGCUAGUAUGAUGGCAGUGAAGCGAUCGAACUGCUUCCAUAGAAACGGGCACAGUGCGAAAUGCAAUGCUUCUGGAAAUCUAUUCAUGAUGGUAUUUGGGGCAUCAGAGAUCUUCCUAUCUCAGCUCCCAAGCUUAGAGAAGAUAACAUGGCUCUCUGUGGCAGCAGCCGUGAUGUCAUUCGCAUACUCUUUCAUUGGACUUUGCCUUUCUGUAGUAAAAUUGGCUUCUCAUGGUGAAUUUAAAGGGAGUUUAGCAGGUGCUGGAACUGGUAUUAAUGGAGUAACUGCAUCUACAAAAACAUGGCAUGUUCUACAAGCUCUUGGAAACAUCGCUUUCGCUUACACUUUCGCAGAGGUCUUAAUUGAAAUCCAGGACACCUUGAAAUCGCCUCCUCCUGAAAACAAAACAAUGAAGAAGGCGUCUAUGUGUGGAAUUGGGCUUACAACGGCAUUCUAUCUAUCGCUCGGUUGCAUAGGCUACGCGGCUUUCGGAGACAAUGCUCCUGGCAACAUCCUUACUGGUUUUGGAUUCUAUGAACCCUUUUGGCUCGUGGACAUUGCAAACUUAUGCAUCGUUCUCCAUCUAUUAGGUGCUUAUCAGGUUUACGCGCAGCCCAUUUUCGCCUCUGCUGAGAAAUGCAUUGCCUCAAAGUGGCCUCAAGCUGAGUUCAUCCACACCAUCUACACAUUUCGGCUCCCAUUUGCCAAAGCAACUUCCUUGAGCUUAACACUAUCUACGCUUAUAUUAAGAUCAAUCUUCAUUGCUUUCGCGACAUUGGUGGCGAUGUUGUUCCCCUUCUUUAAUGCCAUCUUGGGCCUUCUUGGCGCACUGUCGUUUUGGCCGUUGACGGUGUAUUUCCCAGUGAGCAUGUACAUGGUUCAAGCAAAGAUUACAAGGGGAAUGCCCAAAUGGGUUUUGUUGCAGGGCUUGAGUUUUAUUUGUUUAGCUGUUUCUCUUCUAGCCAGCAUUGGAUCUGUGACAGAUAUUGUAGAAAGUCUCAAACAUGCCACACCUUUCCAGACACAUUACUAAGGGUGAGCAUUAGAUUGGUAUUUUCAUUACUAAUCAUAUGAUCAUUGAUUUCUGUUA